AUGAAUAAAAAUAUUGAUGUAUCGUACAUUUGUGAGUUGUGUUUAAGUAAAGAUCGGGUCGUGACGAGUCAUUGUGAUGAAAUAUUUGAAGUAUAUAAGGAACUGCUCGGAAAUGAUGUUUCACGGUUUUUACUGGAAAAAUCAGAGAACAACAUUACUUCUAAUGCAAUGCAGAAGAUCAAUGUUUGUUGGGAGUGUAAAUGUGUGUUGUCAAAGAUUAUAAAAUUUAAAGAACAGAUAAAGAUAGCUCAAUCAAAUUGGCUUCAAAAGUCAUUUACUACACUCUCAAGUCUAAAAUAUACAAACAAUCUCAUAUUAGACUGUGUGAAUCCAGAGGAUAUUAAAGACACAACAAUUAUUAAAAAUGAAGAGAUUUAUCAAUAUAAUAAAAGGCCUACGGAUUGCACUUUUAGUUUAAAUGUGCCACGGCAAGAAAAUAGUAUCAAUGAAACGCUACAUGUCAAUUACGAUGAUGUUAAAGUUGAUGUAUUUUGUCAUCAAUAUAAUCACACAGAUAAUUUUGAUACAUUCGAUGAAGACCUGCAUAAUUUUAAUUUGGACACCAAAGCAAUGAAAACAGUUGAUGAAUUUAAUGAAUCAGAUGACGAGCCACUCACUAAAAAGAAGACAAAACAAAAGGAGAAGAAGAGUAAAGAAGAAAAAAGAAGGGAAAGGGAGUCUGGUGUAGUGAUAAACCCUCGUGUGAUGAAGAAACUACAACAACUCAAUGUGACCUCUGAUCACCUAGAAAUGGUUAUGCUUAGUUGGGAUGAGGUGGAGUCAGAACGAAAGCAGAGUGUUGCUACUGAGAAAUUCACUCGCCACGCCCACAAGUGUUACCAGUGCGUGGUUGGGUUCAAUCAUAGAUGCAAACUGGAAGAGCAUAUGAAGAAACAUAAACAGUCUCCUGGCAGCGCCGAGUGUGAAGUGUGUCAUAUUUUCUGCAAAGAUCAGCCGGCUUUGGCCUCUCACAGACGAAGACAUAGGGUUCGCUGGCGCUGUCGGAAGUGCGGUGGUUCCUGGUCGCGGGCCAGCGUCGCCGCCGACCACGUGUUCAAGCACCACGGGGCACCUGCCCCCACGCACUCCUGUACCAUGUGUGACGUCACCACGGUAACGCUCGGCAAGCUGCGCAACCACAUAAGGAAGUCCCACUCGACGCAGCACAAGUGCGACCUCUGCGGGAAAGUGUUCCGCGACAAGACCUCGUUGAGGACUCACCUCUUCAUUCACCGGGGCGUUAAGGAGUACAGCUGUCCCAAAUGCGAAAAGCAGUUUCUCUUCAAGAAGGCAAUGGAGAUACAUCUCGUGACGCACGACUCGCCGGCGAACAUGUACUGCCACGAGUGUGACGUCACGUUCAAGAACCAAAUGUCGUAUAACCAGCACAUGAAGUACAAUCUGAAACACAUCGAUCCUGCCAGGCUCAAAUACGCCUGCACUCUUUGCGAGAAGAAGUUCGUGAAAGCGGCCCGCCUGCAGGAGCACAACAUGGCGGUUCAUUUAAAAAUCACGCCGAUACAAUGCCCUAUUACCGGCUGCCAAUUCGCUUGUUCGUCCCGCUCCGUGCUCCGGACUCACAGGCGAGUGGCCCACGGGCGAGCGGUCCAGAAGAGGGACCACGUUUGUGACAUGUGCGGGAAAGCUUAUACGACGAAGAAGAGUCUCGAGGGCCACCUGCGCACGCACAGCGGAGAACGGCCUUUCCACUGCGCCAAGUGCCCGGCUGCGUUCGGAUAUGAGGCGGCGUUGUAUAACCAUAACAAGCUCGUGCAUUUGAAACACAAGGUAAACCGAAAUCGAGUGACACAUACAAAUUGGCCCGUCGAUGUUUCUAAUGUAGAAUAA
This is a messenger RNA of Leptosia nina, 1848 nucleotides long. The record is from the annotation of a GenBank genome assembly. Lineage: Eukaryota; Metazoa; Arthropoda; Insecta; Lepidoptera; Pieridae.